AGGAAUUUGACAGAUUAUUAUUUUUACAAAAAGGUGGUAAGACUGUUUACUUUGGUGAUUUAGGAGAGAACUGUCUGACUUUAAUCAAUUACUUUGAAAAGUAUGGAGCACACCACUGUCCAGAAGAGGCCAAUCCAGCCGAAUGGAUGUUACAAGUUGUUGGUGCUGCACCAGGUAGUCAUGCUAAUCAAGAUUAUCAUGAAGUUUGGAAGAAUUCUUCAGAAUAUGAGUCUAUGCACACGGAAUUGAACAGUAUGGAACGUGAAUUAGUUAACUUGCCUAGAGAUGAAUCUCCAGAAGCAAGAAAAUCGUAUGCUGCACCAAUUUGGAAACAAUAUAUUAUUGUUACUAAAAGAGUUUUCCAACAAAACUGGAGAUCUCCAACCUAUAUCUAUUCCAAAUUAUUUUUAGUUGUUUCUUCUGCUUUGUUCAAUGGGUUUUCAUUCUUUAAGGCUGAUAGAUCAAUACAAGGAUUACAAAAUCAGAUGUUUGCUAUGUUUAUGUUUUUGAUUCCAUUCAAUACUUUGGUCCAACAAAUGUUACCAUAUUUUGUUAAGCAGAGAGAUGUUUACGAAGUUAGGGAAGCACCAUCUAAGACAUUCAGUUGGUUCGCAUUUGUUACAGCUCAAAUAACGUCUGAAAUACCAUACCAGAUCUUUUGUGGUACAAUUGCAUUCCUUUGCUGGUUUUAUCCUGUUGGAUUUUACCAAAAUGCAGUUCCAACUAAUAGUGUCGACCAACGUGCUGUCUUAAUAUGGAUGUACAUUUGUUCGUUUUAUGUUUAUACUUCGACAAUGGGUCAGUUAUGUAUGUCUUUCAACGAACUCGCUGAUAAUGCUGCUAACUUAGCUACCUUGUUAUUCACAAUGUGUUUGAACUUCUGUGGUGUCUUAGCUGGUCCAGGUGUCUUGCCAGGAUUUUGGAUUUUCAUGUACAGAUGUUCUCCUUUUACAUACUUCAUUCAAGGUAUGUUGUCAACUGGUUUAGCUAACACUACAGCAAAAUGUUCUAAGGCUGAGUUAUUGCACUUUGAACCAAGUAAGGGCCAAGAUUGUGGUACUUACAUGGCUGACUACAUGAAAAUGGCUGGUGGGUAUUUGAUAGACGAAAAGGCUACAUCUGAAUGCCAAUUUUGUACUAUGGAUUCCACCAACACUUUCUUAGCUAGUGUCAAUUCAUACUACGAUGAAAGAUGGAGAAACUGGGGUAUCUUUAUUUGUUUUAUUGCCAUUAACAUAAUUCUUACAGUCUUCUUCUACUGGUUAGCCAGAGUUCCAAAGGGUAACAGAGAAAAGAAGAAGAAGGCUUAA
Debaryomyces fabryi is the source of this 1310-nucleotide messenger RNA. It is a transcript of the gene CDR11, whose product is annotated as Cdr11p. Gene Ontology annotation, cellular component: membrane. The transcript has a single exon. The annotation marks the transcript as partial. NCBI's taxonomy places the organism in Eukaryota, Fungi, Ascomycota, Pichiomycetes, Serinales, Debaryomycetaceae. Gene Ontology annotation, molecular function: ABC-type transporter activity. The record is from RefSeq and is a predicted model, not a curated record.